Messenger RNA from Fonsecaea pedrosoi CBS 271.37, 1770 nucleotides. RefSeq lists its product as uncharacterized. The coding region runs from base 1 to 1770 and encodes 589 amino acids. The record is from RefSeq and is a predicted model, not a curated record. The transcript has 11 exons. Lineage: Eukaryota; Fungi; Ascomycota; Eurotiomycetes; Chaetothyriales; Herpotrichiellaceae. Gene Ontology annotation, molecular function: NADP binding; flavin adenine dinucleotide binding; N,N-dimethylaniline monooxygenase activity.
AUGGAGAGAGACCAGCGAGAACCGCCGCCGCACACGAGUUCGAAUGGGUAUUUCGUCCCUGACGUCACUUACCUAGACCCAGGAAAUCGUCGAAUGCGAAUCGUCACCAUAGGUGCUGGCUUCUCAGGCAUAAUGUAUGCAUAUCGCUUUCAGAAUGAACUUGAGAAUGUCGAACACGUCAUUUAUGAAAAGAAUGGUGAUAUUGGCGGGACGUGGCUGGAAAAUCGCUAUCCUAAUUGCGCCUUUCCAAGUCAUUCUUACGUAUAUAAUUUCGCACUGAAUCCAUACUGGUCCGAACUGUACUCGUCCAGUGAUUCUAUCUGGAAAUACCUCGAUCGUGUAUGUCGAGUUUGGGACCUGCGUAAGUAUAUGCAGUUCAACUGCCGUGUGAUUGAGGCGACGUGGAAUGAGGGUCUUGGAAAGUGGAUGCUAAAGGUAGAGCAAACCUACUCGGACGAAAGCACCUGUGUGUUGGAGGACGAAUGUGAUGUACUUAUUCAGGCAACGGGUAUGCUUAACAAUCCCAAAUUGCCAGAGAUUCAGGGAUUAGGGUCCUUCAAAGGUCGAGUGGUACACACGGCACAAUGGCCUGAUGAGUUCAAUGCCGCUGAAUGGACCGGGAAGAAAAUCGUCAUCGUAGGAGCAGGAUCGUCCAGCUUACAAGCGACUCCCGGAAUGCAACCAUAUGCGAAAGAACUGCACGUUUUCAUACGAUCCAAAUCCUGGCUGGCGUCCGUUCAACCAAACUACGGUGUUAUUCAAGGGUCUCAAGAAGAACAAGAGAGUUUUGCCCGUGAUCACGCAAAAUUGGUUUCGCAAGCACGAGUCUAUGAAGCAGGAGCAAAUAGAGUCUGGAAAGCCUUGUUCAAGGAUUCUCCCGAACAAGAGGCUUUCCGGUCGCGCUUUCAACAGAUCAUGCGCGAUGAACUUGAGGACGAAACACUCGUGAAGGGGUUGGUUCCAGAUUUCGCCGUUGGCUGUCGAAGAACGUCUCCGGGUCGCGCAUUUAUGCAAGCACUGAAAAAGCCGAACGUAUUUCCUCAUUUCACAGCACUGGCCAAAGUGCGUGAAACCUCUGUGAUUGGAGCGGAUGGUAGCGAGAUUGCAGAUAUUGAUGCCAUUGUCCUCGCGACUGGGUUUGAUACAACUUACUUGCCUCGAUUCAAUGUGGUGGGCAUGAAUGGUAUUUCUCUGAGAGCUAAAUUUACACCCAACCCGGAUUCUUAUCUUGGAAUCGGUGUUCCAGUACUGAUUUACUUUAUAGUUACCUUUGGGCCUACCUUUCCGGUACUUACGGGAUCAGUGACAGCCUCAAUCAGUGCUGUAGCAGACUAUGCCAUCCAGAUGAUCAAGAAAAUUCAGGCAGAAGACCUCCUCUCCGUUUGUCCACGACAAGAUAUUACGGAUCAGUUUAACGAGCACUGCCAAACCAUGUUGCACGGAACCGUCUGGGAAGAUCACUGCAAUUCGUGGUACAAGCGACCAUCGGACGGUCGCAUUACCGCAGUCUGGCCUGGUAGUGCAUUACAUUUCCAGGAAGUUGUCCGUCAUCCUAGAUGGGAAGAUUUUCACAUCAAGUCUCGCAAUAAGCUGAACAGCGACAUAAAUGCGGAUAUUGCUCCCUAUAUGAAUGUCGACAAUCUGGACUUGGCCUUCUACGAUUACGAUAGAUUUCCUUUACGCAAGGAGGCAGCCCCAACACCAAGCCAGGCUCGGGAACAGACACUCAGACCACGACCCGAAGCAGUCGAGCGCAAUGGUGGGCCGUAG